Molecule: messenger RNA, 2167 nt
Organism: Striga asiatica
Lineage: Eukaryota; Viridiplantae; Streptophyta; Magnoliopsida; Lamiales; Orobanchaceae
Source: the annotation of a GenBank genome assembly
CUCGAUUUUCCUUUAUCCCAACCACCGCCGCCGCCACUCUCCGCCACCGAAAAUCUUACCUGUAAACAUGACAAUUGUGGAAAGAGAGAGUCAGACUUCCAGGCGCCUUGGGCCGGGCCCAUCGGUGAGGCCCACACGCGUCCAGCUGAGGACGCUCCUUCGCGUCGCGUCGGUGGCCGGUGGCAUCCAGUUCGGCUGGGCCCUGCAGCUCUCCCUGUUGACGCCAUACGUGCAGGAGCUCGGCAUACCCCACGCCUGGGCUAGCAUCAUCUGGCUGUGCGGGCCGCUAUCGGGCCUGAUGGUCCAGCCACUUGUCGGACACUACAGCGACCGGUGCACAAGCCGAUUCGGGCGCCGCCGUCCUUUCAUCCUCGGCGGAGCACUGUCCAUCGUAGUCGCCGUUUUGAUCAUCGGCCACGCGUCCGACAUUGGGUGGCUCUUUGGGGACCGAGGGCCUAAGAAAAUUCGCGCGGUCGUGGCGUUUGUGAUCGGAUUUUGGCUUCUUGACGUGGCCAACAAUAUGACGCAGGGCCCGUGUCGUGCUCUCCUGGCUGAUCUCACGGGAAAGGACUACAGGAGAACCCGAGUGGCGAAUGCGUACUUUUCCCUAUUCAUGGCUGUGGGCAACAUCCUCGGAUUCGCCACCGGGUCCUACAGUAAAUGGUUCAAGAUUAUGCCCUUCACCCUCACCUCCGCUUGCAGCAUAAACUGCGCGAAUCUAAAAGCAGCAUUCAUCAUCGACAUUAUCUUCAUUAUCAUAACCACAUAUAUAAGUCUAUCGGCAGCCCACGAGCAGCCGCAGACUACAUCUGACCUAAACUCCCCACAUCACGGCGAACAAACAUCUCGUGCUUCCCAUGAGCACGAGGCCUUUCUAUGGGAACUCUUCGGAACUCUUAGAUUUCUCCCCGGACCCGUUUGGGUAAUCCUUCUCGUGACUGCCCUCACUUGGAUUGGGUGGUUCCCAUUCCUUCUUUUCGACACAGAUUGGAUGGGCCGCGAGAUUUACGGAGGGAGUCCGAAUGAGGGGACGAGCUAUAGUGUUGGUGUGAGGAUGGGUUCUCUAGGCUUGAUGCUGAAUUCAGUGGUUCUUGGGGUCACUUCGCUGUUUAUGGAGAGGCUUUGCAGGAAAUGGGGCGCGGGCUUCACAUGGGGUGUCUCGAAUGUCCUCAUGUCGUUGUGCUUUGUGGCCAUGAUUGCUGUUGCCGCUAUACGAGGCACUAUGGAUCUUGACGGACGUCUUCCUCCUGAAGGCAUCGUUGUUUCUGCUUUAGUCGUGUUUGCGGUUCUUGGUGUCCCGUUAGCUAUAACAUACAGUGUUCCAUAUGCAUUGGUGUCUACUCAUAUUGAAGCUUUAGGCUUAGGCCAAGGGUUAUCUAUGGGGGUCUUAAAUCUGGCAAUUGUGAUCCCACAGGUAAUUGUGUCCCUUGGAGCUGGGCCUUGGGAUCAACUAUUUGGUGGCGGUAACUCGCCGGCUAUAUUUAUUGCCGCAAUUUCUGCACUCACCAGUGGGAUUAUAGCCAUCUUGGCUAUUCCUAGAACAAGGGUUGACAGAAACAGGAACCGACAAGUUUCAAGUGGAGGGCAAUCUAUGGCUCCUGGUAACUGGUUGCUGCUGUAUUGGCCUGGUGAGUGUAGAAGAGCUAUUUUGAGGUGCUCUCGAAUCAGCAUUGGGGAGCUGUACAUGGACACUUUUCCUAGUAUGAAACCAUUCAUGUCUUCAACAUUAUCCCUUUUGUAAGGUGCCCUUCUUUAAUCAUUUGGUCAGUGAUGUAAUUGAACUGAGAUCAACUUUAGAUGGGUGUGAAAAUUUUUGUAUUGGCUUGACUAAUGAAUUUUGACAUGAUAAACAUUUUACACGUAUACUAAAAACAUGAAUGUGCAUCCAUUCUUCUGUGUUUCACUCAGUAGAACACUGUUUCUUCUGCACACACCUAUAAAAUAAAACAAGUUUAGAUAUAUAUUGUCUCAACUUUAAUUAGUACUUUUUCUGAAUGUCCCUCGCUGAUCAGAGAGUAAAAGGUUUUCUGAUUAAAGAUUAAUUGUAUUUCAUGAUUAAGCUGUAGCUUGCUUUCAGAAUGGUGAUAGUGAUGUUGUGGUAAUAGCAAAAAUGAUGACUGUACUAAUAUAGCAACUUAAGAUUAGGAGAAAAGUGAAGUUAAAAUAU